This is a messenger RNA of Planococcus citri (citrus mealybug), 1326 nucleotides long. RefSeq lists its product as uncharacterized. The transcript has 5 exons. The coding region runs from base 137 to 1009 and encodes 290 amino acids. The record is from RefSeq and is a predicted model, not a curated record. NCBI's taxonomy places the organism in Eukaryota, Metazoa, Arthropoda, Insecta, Hemiptera, Pseudococcidae.
UUGAAACAUUACUCUCAGUUCAUUUACCAUUUUGUUUUCUAUUGGAUGGUUAUAUCAUUGUCUUGUCUCGAAGACAAACUUUUGAUACAUGUGAACCUAUAAUAUAUUUUGUAAUAUACCUAACCAGACAGUUAUAAUGGUUAAUUCUAGCGUUAUAGUUUGCGCGAUUAUUUUAACAAUUUCGUUGCACAGGACAUUUUCGGUAUCGGUGCAUAAGCCGGCGAGUUCCUCCAAUGUAAACAAUACGACGAAUUACGAAACAUCAGGAAGAAAACCUGUUACACAAGCUGAUGAAGACAGUGACGAAACUAGUCAAGAAGAUGCGGAUGACGAAAAUGACACAGUUGACGAUAGUAGUACCGAAUCAACCAAUGAAUACGAAGAGGACCGGAAUUGUACGUGCUCCGGUUCGAAUUGUAUGUGCUGCAUUAAUUUGAAUCUGUCGUUUAUUGAUUUGGGAGGACCAGGAUGCGUAAGAUUCAAUUAUCUGGCUCAAAAUGAUAGCAUGGCUGUGAAUAUUUCUUACGGCGAGAGACUUUUAGAAAGCAGCACCGUUAAAAGAGACUCGCAAGAAUCAACCUGCAUGGACCUGUUCUCCGAUUUGGCUCAAAUGUGCGCCAAAUUCUCCGGCCUGUCUAAGGUGGCAAAAGGCGUGAAAGGUUGCGUAUCCGUCGAACCACUUCUGCUAGGUGUUUCGCAAACCGUCUACGACGUUGGAUGUUUCAACAUGGACGUCGAAGGUGCCCAACCACCCCUGACACAUCAUAUACAACAACACAGCACCAGCAAUAAUUCAACCAAAGCGACAACAGCAAAGCCCGAAGAAAACGAGGAAGAAGAAGAGGAAUUAGCCGCAGCUAUCAGCCAAUCCGCCGAAGAAGGUAUAGCCUGGUUUAAUAAUUUCAUUACUUCUGUAUUCGGUGAAGAUUCCAAUGAUACGUCUUCCGAAACAUCAAAUGAAACGCCAUCGCGAAACAGACCGCUUAACCAGACUAAAUUAACUAGUUGAAAAACAGAUCGUUGGCCACAACAACAACAAUGAAUAAUUUAUACUCUGAAAAAAUUGUAUUGUAUAUUUAAGCCAUUUUUUUUUAUCACGUAAUUUAAAUUAUAUACGAAUGUAGGUACGUAUCUGCAUCAGUGCAUCGAAUCAUCAUUUCCAAGUUUCAUCGCGAAAUCCAGAAGAUUAAUUCACGAACCCUAGUAAGCCUGGAAAUGUGUAAUUUAUACAAAAAAAAUAAGAAAUAUUUUUGUAUUUUGUAAAAAUUGUGAUAUAUUUUGUAAUUUUUUUUGUUAUUUAAAUUAAAUAAAACAUUUUACACCCGA